This is a messenger RNA of Seriola aureovittata, 6035 nucleotides long. It is a transcript of the gene snx27a, whose product is annotated as sorting nexin 27a. Gene Ontology annotation, cellular component: early endosome. The record is from RefSeq and is a predicted model, not a curated record. Gene Ontology annotation, biological process: signal transduction; intracellular protein transport. Gene Ontology annotation, molecular function: protein binding; phosphatidylinositol-3-phosphate binding. The coding region runs from base 114 to 1805 and encodes 563 amino acids. The transcript has 13 exons. NCBI's taxonomy places the organism in Eukaryota, Metazoa, Chordata, Actinopteri, Carangiformes, Carangidae.
AUCAACAACAGAGUCGGUCUGUGGAGCUAACGUUACCGAGGGACAGAGCUCGAGUGUUGUUUUGAAUUUGCUAGAAGACACCGACAGGAGGGGGGGUAGGGUCUGUGGAUAAGAUGGCGGAUGUAGGAGACGAUGAAACUCGGUCGGCUCUCCCUUCGGCAUCCCGUAACGGUCCGGUUGUCGUUUCGUCGGCGGGCACCACGGGCCAAAUCGUAGCUACGGCAACAUCAGGUCCACGGGUGGUGAGGAUUGUCAAGUCCGAGUCCGGCUACGGGUUCAAUGUUCGCGGUCAAGUUAGUGAAGGAGGACAGCUCCGGAGCAUCAACGGGGAACUGUACGCUCCUCUUCAGCAUGUUAGCGCUGUUUUGCCCGGAGGUGCGGCGGACCGAGCUGGGAUAGCGAAGGGUGACCGGAUCCUGGAGGUUAAUGGGGUGAGCGUGGAAGGUGCCACCCAUAAGCAGGUAGUGGACCUGAUCCGUGCAGGGGAGAAGGAGCUGGUCCUGGCUGUGCUCUCUGUUCCACCUCAGGAGGCUGAUGGAUUGGAAGGAGUAGAGGAUGUCCAACCCAACUAUGACUACAGUGAUAAGCAGGCUGUGCCCAUUUCAAUUCCCACAUAUAAACAUGUAGAGCAGCACUCGGAGAGGUUUGUGGUGUACAAUGUGUACAUGUCAGGUAGACAGCUGUGCUCAAAGCGAUACCGAGAAUUUGCCAUCCUGCACCAGAACCUAAAGAGGGAGUUUUCCAACUUCAACUUCCCAAAGCUUCCUGGGAAAUGGCCCUUCUCCCUCUCUGAGCAGCAGCUGGAUGCUCGCCGUAGAGGCCUAGAGGAAUAUCUUGAGCGAGUUUGCUCUGUGCGGGUGAUCGGGGAGAGUGACAUCAUGCAGGAGUUUCUCUCUGAAUCAGAUGAGAACUACAAUGGAGUAACGGAUGUAGAACUGCGCAUAGCCCUGCCAGACAAGACCACCAUCUCUGUCAGAGUCCGUAAGAACAGCACAACAGACCAGGUGUACCAGGCAUUAGUGAUGAAGGUUGGAAUGGACAGUAUUAUGGCGAGCUACUUUGCCCUUUUUGAAGUCAUCAACCACUCCUUUGUACGAAAGCUGGCACCUAAUGAGUUUCCCCACAAGCUUUAUGUGCAGAACUACACAUCGGCAGUGCCGGGGACUUGCUUGGCGCUUCGCAAAUGGUUGUUCAGCUUCCAGGAGGAGGAGUUGCUCAGAGACAACCCGCUGGCACUGCACUACUGCUUUCACCAGGCACUGGAUGAUGUGAAGAAGGGAUUCAUAAAAACGGAGGACAAAUCCUACCAGCUGCAGAAACUGGCAGAGCAGCGCAAGAUGGCCACGUACCUGAGCCUGUUGCGGACAUGUGAGGGCUACAAUGAGGUGAUGUUCCCCCACUGCUCCUGCGACUCCAGGAGGAAGGGGCAUGUCAUCACAGCUAUCAGCAUCAAUCACUUCAAGCUGCACGCUUGCACUGAGGACGGCACGCUGGAGAACCAGGUGAUAGCUUUUGAGUGGGGGGAGAUGCAGCGUUGGGACACUGACGAGGAGGGGAUGGCCUUCUGCUUUGAGUACGCAAGAGGGGAGAAGAAACCUCGCUGGGUCAAGAUCUUCACUCCAUAUUUUAACUACAUGCACGAGUGCUUUGAGCGGGUCUUUUGUGAGCUGAAGUGGAGGAAACAGGUUGAGGAAGAGGCAUCUGACAAAGACAACAAAAACUGCAGUAACAAUGAGUUUCUGCCUCCUCUUGAGACACAGCAGAAGGGAUGGCGCCACCUAGGGGGGGAGAUUGCAACUUCCUAAAACCAUUGGUCAUCACUCGAACUAGAACUGGUCCACUUGCAUCAUCACAGCCACCCCUGAGAGUGCCCAUCAACAAACACAGAACUGAGUGACAGACUGAGGCGAUCCAUGCCCCGAAAACAAACUGGAAGUGACCAAUUUGGGAAAUUGGAAUUGUCACACCUAACCAAACCCAGGGAUACACACAGCAAGAAGAGCAAUGAAGGAAAAUCAACAAAAGCCAACUUUCAUGUCAUUUACUAGAUCUCCAUAGUGUGUCUGUUGUUUUCCUCCAUACAUCUGCCCUGUGAUGUGGGCAGGACACAAGCAAAUUCUCGCCACUGGUUGAGAUGUAAUACAUAUCUACAGUGUGUGAUUGGUCAGAGUUACCACAGCGCUGCAACACAGUUUGCGCAAAGGGAGCACCUCGACGAAAUGCCACUUUACGAUGGGGUGGGAUCCUGACGGUCGGUUCUCCCAACACGAUCGACUCAGCCUGAAGCCCUCAGCGUGGCCCUCGUCUGCUGAACUGAGCUAUGACGAAGGAGAUGAAAAUAAGAAGGGAGGGAUGCAGAAAAACGGCAGGUUUCACUUCUUUCAGUUAGUGAGAAAGAAAGAAAGAAAAAUCAUGCUUUACACUGAUGCUGGACAUUAACACAGAAUUGAUGUUUUCUAUCUGAGGUCAGAAGUGGUCUGUCUUUGUCAGAAAACAUAAGUGACGCAAAUGUAACUUACUGAAAACGAACGUGAGGGGACAUGUUCAUAAUUAUGUGUAUGUUUAACAAUCUUACUUCUGAUAAAAUAUAGAUUAAUAUAAGUCCUAUAAUAAUUGGUUUCUUGAUCUAACACAAUGAAACACUAACUUAAUUGCAUUCAGACUGCUUUUACUAAUCUCCAUUUACCACGAUGUCUUCUGUCCUAACCCACUCUACUUCAGAACGACGUCUGUUGGCAGUCGACCAUUUAAGUCAGUAUGGGUCUUUAUCCCCCUUGCAAGUGUUUUAUUGUGGUGAUUUUGCAGAGCUUGGGAGCUGAAAGGACGAGGCUUUCUCAUUCUCAGCUCUGUGCAGGAAUUACAGUUGAACAAAGGGUUGAUGGGCCAAAGUUUUAAUGUCUUUAAAUGUCACAUGUUCUUCAUGAGGAAUCUGAUGAACAGAUUAUGAAUAUUAUUAGGACAGGACAGGAGAGUUCUAAGUGUCUGGUAAGCUGCUGUUUUCUGAACAGACAGCAGGGGGCAGCAGAGUGUAAGACACGUUAAGUUGUAGAUUUUGAAGGAAAAAAAAAUCUCAGAGCCUCUUAAAAGAGUGAUCCCUCGGGCUCUGUAACUCACCCAAAAGUAUCCUUCCUCUGCAGUUUGUCCAUUAACCACGUCAGGAGGACAGAUGGUGUGUGUGUGCGGGUGUGUUAUACAGAGAGUAGAUGGUGCAUGAAGUUGUGUGACUGCAACCACAGCCAUCAGCAUACAUAGCAAUGCAGACAGCCGUCUGCCUCUUACUGAACCUAAAUUGAUACAGUAUUAGUUGUGUGUAUGCACAUAAUGUGAUUAUACGAAAGUUUUAUGAUUUACACUGAUUUGAUUUGUUUUGUUUUGAAGCAGCAUUUCAAUUUUUUUCAUACAACAAUAACAGGUUUACUUGUGUUUUUGUUUUUCUUGCCUGAAUGGAGACAGUGCGCGUUAAUGAACUGAUUUCACCUAAGUGUGAAUGAGAGAUAGAGUUUCGUUUAUCCCAGUAAGGGCUAGAAGUUUAUCUCAGCCGAUUCAUUACUGACUUGUUCUUGUCCUUCACUCGCUGUCUGGCAGCAACCAAAAAGCUGAAACCGAGAGCGACGUUUCUUUUCUUACUAACUCUGACUUGUAGAGCAGGUUCAAGUUUUUUUUUUUACAGUUGAUCUUAGAUUUUGGUUCAACAAAAUGUGUAUUUCAUGACUAGGUUUAGUCAUAAUUUGUUUUCGGUCAGUUGCCUUGGAGCAGUAUGUGCAUGUGUGCUGGGUUUGUGUGUGUCCUCUAUGUUUAUCAUUGACAUUGCUGAUAAGCUUUUAGGCUCUGAUUGGACGUGUCUGAUGAGCUGUCGGUGUGAGAGCCGGCAAAUGAAGAUGGGAUUUUGUAUCUGUACGACAGCGGAGACACCAGACAGAUGGAGACAAAUGGGAGGCGUCUCCUAUUGUCUAGCUAAUAUUCACAACCACUCACAUGCUUUUUCAGCAUAACACACACACACACACACACACACACACACACACACACACACACAUAUCCCUGUCUCAGUGCUACUCUGUGUUAGUGGUUUGACAAAAUUGUUACGUGCAACAACACAAGCUAUUUUGUUAUUCCUGUUGUUUCCUCUGAGGACUGGCUUCAGUUAUACAACAGCCUAUAGCAAUACAUACCACACUUUAGUAGCAUGUUGUGUGUUUUAUGCACACACCAGAGACAGCUGGAACGAGAGAGAAACUGCAAUGUGCAGACUGCUGGAUGGUCAUUUUGACAGCUAAAGUAAUAGCCAAUUUAGAGAUGGAUGACAAAAGAAUUAAAGCUGUUCAACCAUGAUGUUUUUUUUUUUUUCUUCAUAAGCUGUAGAGGGAGAGGCAGAUAGAGGUUGUGUGAUUGUGUGUGUUGGCCUGUCUGUCCUCUGCUCUUACUCUCUCCAGGUUGGUCCCCCAUCAUCACAGGGGGAUGUGGUUGCCGUGGCAGCACCACGUUGGCUCAGCACGCUCAGUGCAGCCUCUGUUCCUUUUAUUCCUGUCAGCCAACUGUCUCACUCCUCCCAAUAAUGUAUUCAAAGCAGUGUUUUUUACUGUUUGAUGUUUGUUCUAUGUCCCCGUGGCUUGUGCUGCUGUGAAUAAGCUUUUAGAAAGCUGCUGUUUUUUAUAUUUUUGUGUUUCGGUUUGUCUCGUCUGCACUAGGUGCCAUCUGUCCGUCAGUCACUAGCAGGUGUGCAUACUGUCAGUUGUCGUCCGUUUCGGUCAUCAGUGAGAUAAAUGUCAUAGUAACAGUGUUUAGGUGAAAGCAGGGAGAUGACAGGAAUGUUAAGAAGCACGUCUUUGUACGGUUGGCCUGUGUUUGAUAGUUUUUGUUCGUCGGUGUGCACUGUGCUGUGGGCCACCUGUGUUUGUAUUUGAGAUGCUGGACAGCCUGGGCUUGUAAGUGAAUGAUUAUUUACAAAAAGGAUUGAAUUUUACACAGGAUUUUUACAGAUAAAUAGAAUAUUGGAUGGUACAACAAACACGGUGGCAGUAGACUAAAAAGAUAAAAUAAAUAAUGUGUGGACUUCACAUGAAACUCAGAAAGUUUGUGUUCAUCAAAACCGCCACUGAAAUGCUCAUGUAAAUGAUGCAGUUGCUAUGGUAACACAUUUGUUCCCUGAGUCUCGUGUGCCAAAUCAGCAAUGAUUUCCAUAGCAUCAUUCAGUGGCUGAUAUCGUAUAAGAUCUUUUCUGUUAGUUCAAAUUCGAACAGCAUUUCACAGGGCUCUGACUCGAGUGUUUGAAGUGGCGUCUAUGAGGACGCCCAGUCAGUCGUUUUCCUUUGACGCCGAUGGUUCAGUCGGAGCCGGGAUGUUAGUCCCAUCAUCAGCGCUUUUGUGUAGACUUGAAGUUCAUCGACCUCCGGAAUGCACAUCUGGCUUGGAGGGCAUUAGCUGCUGGCUUUUCCAUUUCAGCUGACAUGUCCUACCUAUGACUAACUGAAGGGUGGAUGUAAGUGCUGUUUAUAAAGUGUUAACCUUUGUGUGAUUAAUUUUUGUUCAUUGCUUUGAAACACAGGGCUUUCCCAUGACAAGUAGGCAGCAACAUUAAUUAAAAAUCUAAGCCUUGUUUGUCUUCAGCAUAAGCUGUAAAUAGCUGUUUUAAAAAGAUAGUAUCCUUUGGACAAAAUGCACUCUUGUUUCUCCAACUCAAAACAUUUAUUUAUUUAAGCAGAAAUUAUAAAGAUUGGGGAAAUGAUAGUGUACAAUGAGCCACCGUCGAUCAUUAGUUUUGUGCGUGGGGAAGGGCUGUAUGGAGGAUUAGCUAACCACACAAUGAAACGAGCCGUUUAAAAGAGAAGCGCUGUUGCAUUUAAUAAGUGUCGAAAGACCUCAAUUAACACCUGAUGCAGAACUAGGCUACAAAAUGGAGAGUUUUAUAUAUCUAAAAAAUACACACACACAAAGGUUUACUAAUCAAUAUAAGAAAAAGGACAAAAAGGUUUGAAAAUGUGUAAAGUAAUAAAUUGUAACAAUAUUUUAAAUAAAGUUAUAUAUUGGGAAAAAUG